AUGCAAGCAACCAUCGAUGAACUUUUUCAGUUCUUGCGCAUUGAGAAUAAUAAUAUAAUGGGUCAGUCCGUAUCAAGAAGUGAUUUUAUGUGGACCUAUACGGAGCAACCACAUCUAAAUAGAAGGGAGGCGAUAGUCAAAGCUCAUCCAGAGAUCAAAGAGCUUUUUGGCAUCGAUGAGUCACUCAAAUAUGUUGUUACAGCAAUGGUGUUUUUUCAAGUAUUCAUGUGCUGGCUACUACAAGAUUCGGACUGGCUGCUGAUACUUCUAGAAGCGUAUUUAUGUGGAGGAGUGAUAAAUCAUGCUAUGACUUUGGCUAUACAUGAUAUUUCACACAACACCGUAUUUGGGAACAGAUAUCCGCUUUCAAAUCGCUUCUUUGGAAUGUUUGCCAACCUACCGAUAGGUGUGCCAAUCUCUGUUUCUUUCAAAAAGUAUCAUGUGGAGCACCAUCGAUAUUUGGGCGAGGAUGGAUUAGACACUGAUGUGCCUACUGAAUUAGAAGCUCAGCUGUUUACAACACCGGCAAGGAAACUUGUUUGGUUGGUGUUCCAGCCAUUAUUUUAUGCGUUUCGUCCCUUGAUCAUCUAUAAGAAAGCACCCACUGAUCUAGAGAUUAUUAAUGCCAUAAUCCAGAUAGCUUUCGAUUUAUUUGUUCUGCGAUUUUUUGGAUAUCGAUCUCUUGCGUAUCUCAUUAUUGGUACACUAGUUGCCAUGGGAGUUCAUCCCAGUGCGGGUCAUUUUGUAUCGGAACAUUACGUCUUCAAGGAAAACCAAGAAACCUACAGUUACUACGGACCGUGGAAUUUGUGCACGUUCAAUGUGGGAUACCACGUUGAACACCAUGAUUUUCCAUACAUACCCGGAAGGAACUUGCCUAAGGUUUCACAAAUUGCUCCCGAGUUCUAUGAGGGAUUGCACACACACUCCUCCUGGACAAAAGUGCUUUUCGACUUUGUUUUUUCUCCAGAUAUGGGACCGUACAUGCGUCUCAAAAGAAAGGCAUCAGUAGCGCAAACAUUCCAAGCAAGACAUGCUUUACUCGAAUAUUUCCAGGCGGUGGGUAUUACGGCUACUUACAGCUUCCGAGCCAAUCCCUAG
Molecule: messenger RNA, 1101 nt
Organism: Cylicocyclus nassatus
Lineage: Eukaryota; Metazoa; Nematoda; Chromadorea; Rhabditida; Strongylidae
Source: the annotation of a GenBank genome assembly